UCCCAAUGCUCAUUUCAAAUAACCGCGCGUCAAAUAAAUCAGGCAAGAUGGCGGAAAAAUCAUCAGCUGCCAAAGUUAAGAAAAAAGAUAAAACAGCGGCAGAAUUGAUGUCGGAACUCGCUGCUUUGCUAGACAAAGAUGAGAAAGAAAAGAAAGAGAAAAAGAGAAGCAACAAGUCUGUUUUCUUCGAGCGAUGCCCGACUACAGGGGAGCGUGUUUAUUUCUCAAAACGUAGAAAACAGACGAAGUCAAGGCGAAGUUUAGCAGUGCCAUCCUCAUCUGAACUUCAAGAUCAAGGGACAACUAGCGCGGAAAAUGUUGUUGAUGAUAUUAAUACAGAACUGGAGGAGGUAUUUCACCAACAUUAUGAACCAGAUGAAGAUGACAGUAUAAAUAAUGAACUUGAUAGACUGCUUGCAGAGACAGAUAAGUUCUUAACAGAAUGGAAGUCAAAACAGCAGAGGAGGACUGUGACAUGGGGACAGAGGAUGGAGAAUGUCAAUACUAAUUGGGAAUCCUGCCGUUCUUCAAUAUUUGAGACUACCUUAUCUUGUCAGGCACCAACACCUCAGAUGUGUUCGCAGUGUAAAGUGAAAUCUGGCUUCAUCAAGUGUAUGCAGUGUUGUGGAGGGGGAAGCUUGUGUGGCACUUGCGACCUAAAGCAACAUGAGAAUGAUCCUUUUCACGACAGACAGCAUGUAUCUCAAGAUGGGUUCUACCAGUAUAUUCGGCCAACAGAAAGCACUGAUGAUGAUGGAAAUAUUAUAACCAUAAGAAAAAGUUAUCAAUUUUCAACCACUAUACCAUCAUCCUGUUCCUUUUGUGGAGAAGUUUGUGAGUUUGACAUUAUAUAUGCCGACAAUCAUAUGGUGUAUGUUACUUUAAGAGGUCGAUAUGAUUUGGAUCAAAUAACUGGUUAUGAAUGCAAAAACUGCCAUAAUGUCUGUCCUAAUGAUAAUUCCAUUAAGCAAGUUGUUGCUUCAGGAUUUUGGCCUGGAACCCCAAUAUCAUAUUCUCAACAAUUUAGUCAGGAGCUAUUUGAACAUUGGGACAUUAUGCAGAAGCGAAUGCCAGGCGUUUCUGAACGAUCAUUUGUGCUUGGAUUACAAGAUUUCUCAUUAAAUAAAAACAGGGUUGCAACAAUAAACAUGAAUACAUUUAGUAGAUCAUUCAAAGAAUGGAAAUUUUGCACAUUUGAAAUGGAAUUGCUGCAACAGAAAAAUUGGAUGGAGUGUCCUCCUUGCACAAUUAGUCAGCAUUCAGGACACGUUGAUGGAAACAUGAAGCUAUAUCGCUUUAGAUCUGCUGGAGGGUUGCAAAGAAAUUGUUACUACAAAGAGUGUUUUGUUGCUUCCAAUGAAAAAGUUGCUGCAAACAUGAAUGAUGUGUUUGGAACUACAAACAUCAGUGAGACUAAUACUGAAAGUUCCAUGUGUGGUGAUAGUACAUGGAGGGCUGCACGAAAUAGACCAGGGAAAAAGAAGAACCUUGAUGAGACUGGUCUAGAGAUUCUUGGUUGUAGACAUACCGUGGCUCAAGCAGCAGUAAAUAUGUUUCAAGGCGAAAUUUAUAGCUAUGCACACUACCUUCAGAAACAUGUUCUAACAAAAAAUAAUGGGAUGUUUUUGUGGUAUGAUGUGGUUUGCCAAUACUGGCCAUGGCUUAUUAAACAUGACCCUGUACUUGCUGACCAGACAAAACCUGGAUUGUCUGUUAUGCAUGCCAAAGCCCAUUCAUGGACAUGUCAGGUACUCUGGGGUGGUCGUUGGCAAAAAGAGGCGGGUGCGACCACUGGCGAAGAGGUCGAACAAAUAAAUAGCCAUUUUUCUCGACUUGGAAAUAGUACCAAACAUAUGUUACCAGAAGGCAGAGAAGAAUUACUUACUGAGCAUGCAUUGAUUUGGAACAAGAGAAAAAUCAUGCAGAUGCCAGCAGUUUUGGCAAAGAGAUAUAUGAAGGCAAAACAAGAUUUUCAAGAUCUGCAAAAGAAACUCGCUGAAGCAAAAAAUGACCUAGGCGUUACAAAUUCAGAGACAUGGAUUCAAGAUGUGACUCAAUCUGCAAGAGAAGAAGAAAUAAGAAGAAAAGUUCGAGUAGCUCUGUCAGAAGAGGAAGAAGCUUUUUGGGCGAACGAAACCCAUGUUAAUUCAGAAUGUCGUAACCCUUUGGUUAUCAAUGCGGUCAAAGUAUUUCCAAAGUACCAUAAAAAAAUAGCGUCUGCUGACCUCUCAGUUGUGGUGCCCAAGUUAAAAGAGAAGUUUGGUCCAGACUGGAUGAAUGUUCUCGAUAACGGUGAAAAAUCUUUAAGGGGCAAUGUUUCGUCUAUGUUGGAACGCAGUAUGCAGACUGCACACUUUGAAAUAGUGCAACUGGCGGCUAAUAUGAACAAACUCGCAGAUUCAUCAAAGCAAAAACGUCGAAUACGAACUAAAAUUUCGUCCACCAAGAACAACUUGAAAGAAACUGUAGAUGCCUACAAUGAACUAAAUCCAAGUGCUUCAAUCAAUGUCGAAGAGGUUCAAUCUGGAGUUUUCACUUGGAUCACAGAGAAUGAAUUUCAACAAGUUUACCCGAUUCGUGUUAAGAAGAAGAUAGCUGAGUUGGAGAAUGAAUGCACUCGUUAUGAAGAAGAGAUUGGCAUUUUAGAAAAGGAGAUGAAACAUUUCAUCGAAUAUUAUAGAAACAAUGUUGUUAGACGUCUUAAGGAGAACGAAGCCAUCUUGUUAGCUCAGCUUACUAGUGAUAAAUCUGAAAUUAUUAGCUCCAUGGUAGAAAACAACGAGGGGAGAUAUAUAACAUAUUCAACAGAGACUGGUGUUCUGAAAGGAAAGCUUGCCCUCUUAAGAAUUGGUAUAGAUUUUGCUAUGCGACAACUGGAAUGUGGUGUGGAAAUGUUUUCCAAAGUCCUUGGUAAUGUCUCUGGCAUUUCUGACAUAAUAAUUGAUGUUGAAGACGCUGUAGACGAAUCACCGUGUUCAAGUGAUGACGAAUCCAGUGAAACAGAAGCCUAAAGCAUUUCGGUAGAAAGGACCUUUUUCCCGGUCAACAUUAGUUUCUAAUAUACUAUAAUAUUUAAAAUAUACUCUAUUUUAGUUCUUAUAAUCAUUAUACGACACAUCCCAUUUUGUAAACGUUUAUCAAUCUGAUUUAGCAAAACAUCGAGUAGUAAAACAUCUACAUUCGGCGUUGUUCAGCGAUUGUCUCGACAUUUCGACCUAUAUCAGGCUAUAUGCCUCGUUUUCAAGACAGAAGCUGGACAAAGUUGAAUGUUUUAACAUCAUUGUAGUUCAUAAUAUUCUUCCAUGUAUGUUUUCAUGGUGACAUCACUUAUCACUAAGUAAACUAGCUUGUAUAUAGGUUUACCACAUACUGCAAAGCUUUCGGUCUGUUAACAAUCAUUGCGUUCAUUCAAGGCAUUGUCGCUACCACCUUUUGUACGAUAAAGCACGUUUGAAAAUAAUUGAAACAAACUGGAUGAUAUCAGACUUGUCACAAGGCUGUCCCAACAAGUCUGUUACACUCCUGGGGCCGGUUGUAUCAAGCCCGUUUAGCUUAAACGGUGGUUAAGUUCAAAAUAGAAAGCAAGCCUGCCGCUUUAUUC
Molecule: messenger RNA, 3601 nt
Organism: Dendronephthya gigantea
Lineage: Eukaryota; Metazoa; Cnidaria; Anthozoa; Malacalcyonacea; Nephtheidae
Exons: 16
Coding region: 6-3011 (1001 amino acids)
Source: RefSeq, a predicted model, not a curated record